CACGCACUCCGAGCGAGAUUUGAAAUUGUUGAAGUAAACCAAAGAAGCGUAUUGAUUUUGUUGGACUAUUGUUACGACGUUUACCGCUGUGUGAGACGAUAGGAGACAAAGUGAAAUUAUUCCUGAAGUAAAUUAAAGGAGCGAGCUGAAAGAAAUGUAGGUGAUCAUCUUUUCUGAGAGGUGUGAAACAAGGUCUGGUUAGAAUACAGCGGUAAUUAUCCUAACAAGUUCACUAUGCAAAGAAAGGAAACUAUGGAGAGAAAGGCGCACUGGCCUUCAAGAGUGGAUUUAAGAAUUGGAGUCUCAAUUUUACUUGCCUACGGUCUAACAAGAGUAACAUUAACUCAAGCCCAGUUUACAGCGUGCACAACCCGCGGAAAUUACACAGAUGAUGUUUAUAGGGAAGUUCCGAUAAAAAAUGCGAGAACAAGUGUGAAAAUCAGCAGUCCAGACUUCCCCAAGUCCUAUCCAAGGAACAUACAGUGUACAUGGAGAAUAAUCGCCCCAUUCGGUCACAAAGUUAGGCUUUCGUUUCUUGAAUUUGACUUAGAAGGAACUUACAUAGAGACAGGUUGUCAUGACUAUGUCAGUGUGAGUGACGGUGGGUUAGAGUUUAGAGACAGCAAAGUCGUUAAAAGGCGUUGUGGCUCGACCAAACCUUCAAUGGUUAUUUCUAGCGGCACAGUCCUUUGGUUGAGAUUUCUCACAGAUAAGGAGGUGGAACAGACGGGAUUCGUUGUCAAAGUACUUCCUGUCAGCGCCUCGACCUCCAAGCGCCAUAUCGCCAUUGGUGUCCUUCUCGGCGUGCUUCUGCUCAUUCUCAUGGCUAUCAUUCUCCUUUGCCGCAAACGAUUCCGAAAGCCAGACAAGAACGCACGUAAGGUCCAUAAGUACCAGGAGCUUCCUAUUCCCACGGAAACAGAAGCCGAGCAAACAGACCCUCCAAAUGAUGUACCAGGAUUACCCAAAAACGCUGAAGCGUCGGGAUAUUGUCCCCUUUCGGAAGAAGUGGACAUGGUUGAGCCCAAGGAUAGUUGUACAUUUCGUAAAGGUUCUUCAAAGAAGGCCACGGAGGACGAAAGUGACCAGCUAGAGUAUAGAGAAUUGCUUACUGUCGUGUGAACGGAUCUCGAUAUAUUUAAGCAAAGUUUCGGUUCAAAUGGAACCAAUGCAAAUUCUGGUGAGUUAAGACUGUAACACGUAUUUUGACAGUAAACAACUGACGAAAUACCUUUUCUUAUUCCGCAGCGGCCGAAAUAUGUUUGAAAAAUAAUGCUUCUUGGUUCUUGCAACGAGUGUAUUAUAUCUAGAUAAUGGGAUUUGCCAUAGCGUGUUUAGGAAUAUGCCAUCUGUCCAAGUGUUACACGAUAUCUGUCCCUUUUUUUCAAUUGGCAGCCACUGACUAUCAGCGUAGUAAGACUUACUCAAAUGACAACUUUUGUUUAAGCAAAAUAGUUAUCAGAAUUUAUAAGAGAAGAGAGAGGUAGGUGGCAUAUAGAUAUCGGUAGUUCUAUAAACCGUAAAAAAACAAAAACAAAAACAAAAAAAAAACAAAAGCAAAAGCAAACAAACAAAUUCCUUGAAACUAUAUUAUCAACCGACGUCUGGGAGUGAGAUAACUUCGUGAAACACAAAUGAAAGUUUUACCCAAAAACAUUAGAUCGAUGUAAUUGAGUUAGUAUAUAUUAUUCCAAAGAUUAGGAUGCUGAAAGACAGAAAACAACUUGAAAGGUUGACUAUGAAUAAAUGAGCGCAAGAAAAGAAAAGGUUCUUUAUUUACUUGAUGCGACUCAAUAAUGUGAGCUUUAUCGACACGAUCUGGCCACAUCUUAUAGCCUUUACACAAAGAAUAAAAGGAUUAAUAAACCUCAUAAAAUCAUA
This is a messenger RNA of Pocillopora damicornis (cauliflower coral), 1881 nucleotides long. RefSeq lists its product as uncharacterized. Lineage: Eukaryota; Metazoa; Cnidaria; Anthozoa; Scleractinia; Pocilloporidae. The record is from RefSeq and is a predicted model, not a curated record.